AUGAAGUUCACCGGUCUCGCUGCUAUGGGCUUGAUGGGCUGUGCCCUCGCCCUUCCUGCCGCCCAGGAUGGUCCAGGUCCCGUUCCCACCAACCUGCCGCCUGCACCACCUGCGCCCUCCGGCUCUGCACCACCUACACCUUCCGGCUCUGCCCCAGCUGGCCCUGCCCCGUCCGGCUUCGAGAAGCGUCAGUUCGGCGGCCUGCCCUCGGCCAUCCCAUCGGGCUUCCCUGAGCCUUCUGGUGUCUUCGGUGGCUUUGAGCGCCGCCAGGAUUUCCCUGCGCCUUCCGGCACUCCCUCUGGCUUCCCUGAGCCUUCUGGUGUCUUCGGUGGCUUUGAGCGCCGCCAGGAUUUCCCUGCGCCUUCCGGCACUCCCUCUGGCUUCCCUGAGCCUUCUGGUGUCUUCGGUGGCUUUGAGCGCCGCCAGGAUUUCCCUACGCCUUCCGGCACUCCCUCUGGCUUCCCCCAGCCCUCUGGAGCCUUCGGCGGAUUUGACAAGCGUCAGGACUUCCCCGAGCCUACUGCUGUGCCCUCUGGCUUCCCUCAGCCCUCUGGAGUCUUCGGCGGAUUUGACAAGCGCCAGGGCUUCCCCGGGCCCUCCGGCAUUCCCUCCGGGUUCCCCCAGCCCUCGGGUGGCCCUGGUGGCUUCGAGAAGCGCCAGUUCCCCGAGCCCAGCGGUCCUGCGCCCUCGGGCCCUGCUCCCUCAGGCCCUGCGCCCACUGGUCCUCCCUCUGGACCCAUUCCUACUCCUCGCGUUUAA
Molecule: messenger RNA, 759 nt
Organism: Penicillium macrosclerotiorum
Lineage: Eukaryota; Fungi; Ascomycota; Eurotiomycetes; Eurotiales; Aspergillaceae
Exons: 1
Coding region: 1-759 (252 amino acids)
Source: RefSeq, a predicted model, not a curated record